This is a messenger RNA of Drosophila obscura, 1023 nucleotides long. RefSeq names its product immune-induced peptides. Bases 60 to 938 code for a protein of 292 amino acids. The transcript has 4 exons. The record is from RefSeq and is a predicted model, not a curated record. Lineage: Eukaryota; Metazoa; Arthropoda; Insecta; Diptera; Drosophilidae.
AAGCAGAGCUCAGUUGCAACUCAGCAUUCUGUCUGAGAACAUCACUGAAUAUUCGCGUAAUGAAGUCUUUUGGCUCAGUCGUCUUAGUGGUUUGUGGCGUUCUAUGCGUCGCUGCCGAUCCCCAACACACAUACGACGGUCGCGAUGGGCCCCAUGUAUUUGGAGCUCCUGGCAAUCAGGUAUAUAUACGCGGACAAAAUGAAGGCCCCUAUAGUGUGCCCGGAGUAGACGGCAAAUUUCAGAACACUCCAUCGCGGGGCGAACACGUCUAUACGGAUGGGAGUGGCAACACUUUUGUGAACCGAAAAAAUGCCGGAGGACCAGCUACGCACAGCAUUACCGGUCCUAGCUUUUCAGCUACAAAUGGACAGCAUAAAAUUGGUAAUGGAAACAUUGCUGACAAUGGCUUGCACGCCGGACGCCGUAACCGACGAGAGCCCCAAUUUCACGUUGAGCGUCCUGGCCGAACAGUAGAUGUCGGUCCGGGAGGAUUUGUUGUUCAACGUGGACGUCGCAGCCCACAACUACACGUUGAGCGUCCUGGCCGAACUGUAGAUGUUGGUCCCGGAGGCUAUGUUAUUCAACGUGGACGUCGCAGCCCACAACUACACGUUGAGCGUCCUGGCCGAACUGUAGAUGUUGGUCCCGGAGGAUAUGUUAUUCAACGUGGACGCCGCAGCCCACAACUUCACGUUGAGCGUCCUGGCCGAACUGUAGAUGUUGGUCCCGGAGGAUAUGUUAUUCAACGUGGACGCCGCGGCAUUAAUGAUGCUCGGGUGCAAGGAGAAAACUUUGUAGCCCGUGAUGAUCAGGCUGGCGUGUGGAACAAAAAAGUUUCAGUAUGGACGCGUCCGGAUGGACGCACUGUUUCUGUCGACCAAAACGGAAAUGCGAUUGUCUCAGGCCGAGGCCGACCUGCCCAGCAUUACUCCCGCUAGUUCAAUUGGAAUAUCCAACUUUAAAUACACAUUGAUACUUAAAUCAUACAAAUUUAUGAUAAACAAAUAAACAAAUUUAACUAAA